This is a messenger RNA of Talaromyces marneffei, 1566 nucleotides long. RefSeq lists its product as uncharacterized. The record is from RefSeq and is a predicted model, not a curated record. Bases 1 to 1566 code for a protein of 521 amino acids. Lineage: Eukaryota; Fungi; Ascomycota; Eurotiomycetes; Eurotiales; Trichocomaceae. The transcript has 2 exons.
AUGAUGAUUAUGAUGAAUGAGCCCGGCCGCAUCAGCUUUUUGGCCGACGAACUGCUGAGUUUGAUCUUGUCCUUUCUGAUCGCCGACACGGAGUUCCCGGAUGGACGCGAAAUUAUACAUGACUACGCCUUCCCGCCGUACAACAGUAAGCGGAACGGUACGAAUGCGGUGGCUUCGCGGGGAGAAAGGUCCGAUCUGGACAGAUACAGGCUUGUGUGCACGCGGUUUAUGAGGAUUGCGACGCCGUGGAAGUUCCGACGUUUUACAUUGAGGUUCUCGGCAGAGGGGUUCAGGCGAUUGAAUGAGUUGGUGGAUAUGCAACAGGCUCAUCAUACGCGAUAUUUUACAUAUAUGGUCCGACCUUAUUAUCACGGACGUGAUUGGGAACGAUUCCUCGCCGAGAUUGCGCGUGAUUACCCUACGCUCUCCGAAAUUCACACAGCCAGACUCGCCGAUCAGACUUCGCUGAUCAAGAAUGCACGAGAUAUCCUUUCUUUAAAGCGGGCGCUUGUCGCGUUUUCCUCUUUGCAACAAAUCAAGCUCCUUCGGUUACAGGACAGGGCGGAUGAAGAUAUCAUGGAACGAGCGAGACGGCUGGGUACUGUCAGAGAUGUCAAGCUCGAUUGGGAGCCGGCAUGCUCGCGCGCAAUCGAAGGAUUGGCAUUGGCUCUGAUGGGAUCUAGCUGUCAGUCAGUCCGGUUUUUGGGUCCGCAAUUAAGUCCCGAAGCCGCUCUCAAAUUGCUGAAUGCUCCUCGAGUGACGAUGUCUGCUUUAGGUGAGCGACUCACAUGCUUGGAUAUAUAUUUUCACUCGGCCUCAGACGUCACCGCUUUGAUGUCAAAACUAUCGAAUACGUUCAGAGACUUCUUCCAAGCUGCGCGCAACCUCACUACUAUAAAUGUUGGCUUUCCAGCCGACAGUCCGCUGAACUUGCAUUUGGAAGACGUUUUCCAUCACAUACAUUGGCCGCGAUUGCGGAGCCUCGGAAUUCAGGGCUGGCGGCUACAUUCAUCUGAAAUCAGCGCAAUCGCACGACGUCAUCAAUCCCAGCUCCGAGAACUACGUCUGCCAUAUGUCUACCUACUCGAUGGAAGUAGGUGGCGCGAUGUUCUAUCCAUACUUCGCGAUGACAUGGAGCGACUCGAAAGGCUAAACCUUCAGCAUAUCAAUUACGCAUCUCAUUUCAACACCGAAAUCAUGAACGGGAUCGAAAUACCGCCAGGAAGUACAACAGACGAAGACGAACAGAGAGAAGACGAAGACGAUGACGAUACAAACCACAAUGGAGAAAUUGAACCCCCUCAAUCCGACACAGACUCUUCAUCUAUUGUGUCUAUACACGACUCGCAAAGCGAAAUAUCAUCAGAGACGGAAGAAUCAUAUCGACAGCAGCACCGUUUCCCGUACCAUCACCACAGCCAUCACCAACGAGAUCUGCAAUCCUUGUCGGAACAGGAACUCAGUAUGCUCACUGCCAACGAUCUAGGUGAUAACGGGAUAUAUGUGAAACGAGAACAUUGGCAUAUAUGGGAAAAAUGGGUAGUUAUAUCAAGGCGUCGGUUGUAA